CAUUUUGGUGAUGCAUUGAUAAUGCAUUUUACUUUGUAAUUUGCACCAAAUGUGAAGGCUAUUGAUAAAACUAUUUCAAGGACUGCACAAUAUACGUGUGAAUCUCACACAGGAAGAUAGAUUUUAUGUGUGUGGGAUCAUUCAGAACGAACAGAGAUAAAAUUGUCUGAUCACCACACGCAGUGUUCAUCAAUCAAAAACUGUCAUGUGAUCAAGCUUGCGCAAUGGCACAUCGACCAAAGAGGACAAGUCUUCGACAUCUGCGAGAGCAUUUGGUAUGCGUGCUGUGUGGAGGCUAUCUGAUUGAUGCCACUACGAUCGUAGAAUGUCUACAUUCAUUUUGCAAGACCUGUAUUGUACGAUAUUUAGAUAGCAGCAAAUUUUGUCCAAUAUGUGACGUUCAGGUUCAUAAAACAAAACCACUUAUUAAUAUAAGAAUGGACCAUACUUUACAAGAUAUGGUAUACAAACUGGUGCCUGGUCUAUUUCAGGAGGAAAUGAAAAGACGUCGAGAGUUUUACAAAGAAAACAUCGACGAUGAAGACAGUCCAGAUGGACCUUGGCCAGAAUAUUACAUAGAUGAUGAUGGUGAAAUACAACGAGAACGUGUCAUCUUUUCUGACGACGAACAGAUUAGCUUAUCACUUCAACUAAGUACCGACGGUAAACCACCCAAAUCACCUGAUAAAAGGGAUCCCAAGAGUUCACCAGAGAUGACGGAUUGUCGUUAUUUGUUGUGUCCUGCUGCCGUAACCGUAUCACAUUUGAAGAAAUUCAUUCGCCUGAAAUUCAAUCUGUGUGACCGAUAUCAGAUCGAUGUUUAUCACUCUGAUGAAAUCCUUCAGGACCAUUACACACUUAUGGACAUUGCGUAUAUCUAUGCUUGGAGAAGAAGAGGACCUUUACGGCUAUUUUAUACCGUGUACACAAACCCUGCUAAACGGAUAAAACGGAGUAUAUCUGCUACAGUAACAUCAGACAUUGACACGAGUAUUGUUGAAAUGCCAUGUGCCACCAAACCAUCCGAGAAUGCUGACGAUACUGAUAAGAAGGUGGCUUCUCCCGUUCAAACUUCAACCAAAUAUGACGACCAAUCAAAAAGUGAAACAAAGAAGCCUGAACUUCCAUUGUCUACCAUCAGCUCCAGUAAAUGUACAGAAACUGUAAGUUCCACAGUUGACCUUUCGAAACAGGAGAGCAAGGUACAAAAGUCAACUCCUGAAGUCGUCAAACAAAAUUUAGAAAUACCAAAGAAAACAGAAACAAAGAAAACCUCUGACAUACAAAAAGUGACAGAAAUUCCAACAUGUACUCAAAUCAAUGUGCCAACUCCACACAGAUCAUUCUUAUUAGGACCGAAGCCAAAAGAAAAAAUGGAAGCAAAGCAAAAGGAGUUGUCAAGUUGGAAAAACUCUAAAGACAAAAUAUUAAGUCUACCAGUGAAACAUCCAGAUAGUAAAAUAACAGUCCCUAAUCCAAAGCAUGUAGAAAAUGUAUCGAAGGUUUCAACUACUCUCAAACUACCAAGUGCUUCAAUUACUCAUAGCAACGGCAAGAACACGAACACUAAUACAACUAGCCAAAUAAUGAAAGCAAGCAGCAGUAGCAAUUCUAUAGGAAGCAAAACCACGACUUCAGUAAACGAAAAACAAAUUAAACGAACUCACGUCGAUUGUUGUGUUUCUCCUGACACAAAGAAACCAAAAUACAAUACGGAAUCUCUUGCUAAACCUGGGAUUUAUAAAAAUGGGAAGGAUACCCAUGUAAAUAAACCUGUCAACAUCCCAUAUGUAACUAAAUCUCCCGUAAGUCUCGUAGGUAGUACAUUGUCGUCUGCUGAUAAAGCACGCAAACUUCUUCAUAUACCGGAGAGGCCAAUCCUUCCGUAUGCCCCUAUAGCUGCGCAUUAUCAAGGCAUGAAUGGUUACCCCUACUAUAGACCAUCAAUACAGGAUUAUGGUAAUGAUGCUCCGCAGGACCUAAGCAUGAAAAAGAAAUCUAUCGACUCGAACGAUAAUACAAAGAAUCUACCGGAUUCAACAAAACACUCGCCUCCGGCACCAAAAAGUGCAUCUGAAAACAAACAGAAAAAGGAAAAGAACGGAGAAAUUGACAAGUACGCGUUCACCGAUGAUGACGCAGCUACACCAGUUACGUCACGAAAAUUGCAACAUGUAAAGUCAGAACCUCUAACUUUGAACUGAAUGAUUUUUGAAUGGCUCCAAUGGAUAAGAUAAAUUUUAAUGUGAGUUUGGCAAGAAUGAAUUUGUAUUAAGGAUGAUACGAUAAGUUAUAAGGACGUCUUGCUUAUGAGACAGAAUAUGAGUUAGUGCUAAAUUAUUUGUUUAUAAUGUCAUGCAUGAGAACAGAAUGUGGAUUUUAAAAGACUGCUCCAUGAUAAACUACAAAAGGAUGUGAAUAACAACUGAAACGUUUACAAAGUGUUACAUUAUGUUAUUAAAAAGUCAAUGCUUAUAGCGCACACAGCAUUUGUAAAUGCUAGCUGCUUCAAAGCCACUGGAUGUAUGUAUUAAUUAUAAGCUUUAUAGUUUAAAUAUUUGACCAGGAGAGGUCUGUGUGGAUAUAGGUGAUUUUUCUUCAUUCCAUUUAAAUCAUUAUUCUUUUUGGACAUACUAUUUUUUUCUUCUUAGAAUAAUGGUUGCUUUACCCUAGACGUAGUGGAUCUUUUCCUUCUAUUUGUUGGUAGAAAUAUAAAAUUAACUAAUUCAAAAUGUUCAAAAGCUUAUGUCUAACAAAUUAUCAAUUUAAAACAAUUUUUUUUUACAUCAUUGCAUAAAUAAGGUUUGGUUUUAUAGAUCUUUCCACUGUUGAUGAAUUAUAAAUAAUAUUGUAAUUGAUUAAUGGACAAGCUAUUUACAAAAAAAAUAUGUAGUUUUUUAUUAUGUGUGCUAAAUGAUUUUCAUUAUACUUCCUAGACUUUACACUAUUAUAUUUUUCAUUAUCACACAUUCAUAACAAUCAUGUUUAAUAUAACAAUCAUACAUUACUGUACAUAAUCAUUCUUUUAAUUUUGUUUUAAUUUUGUCAAGAAACAGUUGUUUUCUUAAUAUUAUGUAUAACAUAAUUAAAAGUCAUGGGUUUAAAUUUUACUCUUUAUAAUUUUUAUUGAAAGACAAAUCAUAGAUAUUGAUUUCAUUAUUUGUGUAAAUGGAAAAUGAUAAUAAUAAUAGUAAAAAAAAUCCAGCUUAAAAGUCCGAUUGAAUUAAAAGAUUGAACUAAAAGUCGUUUAAACUUAAAAAAAAUUUGACAAAUCAUAUGUUUUUUGUAUUUUUGUCCCAAAGUUGAUCAUACUUCCAUUUAUAUUUAAUCUAAAUACUGCACUAUGGUGGUUAUAUAUUAUUUCUCAGCUGGUUUAAUUUUACAGAAUGGUUUAACUUUCUUUUCCCGUUCUCCUCUCUUUCUCUCUAUCUAUCUCUUUAUAUGUAACAAUGAAAGGUGCAAACAUUUUUGACAGGUGUUUAUUAAAAUAAGUAUUGAGUGUUAUGUUUUCCUUUUACUUAAUAUUGUUUAUAUUUGAUUUUAAAGCUAUUUAUUUUAAGGAUAAAUAUAUUAUAUUGAAAGAAAUCCUUGUGAAGGAGUUAAUAUUAUUUUAUGUUUGGUUGUAUGAGAUACAAUAUGUUGCUGUCUAUUGUUGUAGAAAUAAACAAAAGUUUAUGUGAAA
Messenger RNA from Mytilus trossulus (common blue mussel), 3682 nucleotides. RefSeq names its product polycomb group protein Psc-like. The transcript has 10 exons. Gene Ontology annotation, cellular component: PRC1 complex. Lineage: Eukaryota; Metazoa; Mollusca; Bivalvia; Mytilida; Mytilidae. The record is from RefSeq and is a predicted model, not a curated record. The coding region runs from base 225 to 2204 and encodes 659 amino acids. Gene Ontology annotation, biological process: negative regulation of transcription by RNA polymerase II. Gene Ontology annotation, molecular function: promoter-specific chromatin binding.